Molecule: messenger RNA, 952 nt
Organism: Chrysochloris asiatica (Cape golden mole)
Lineage: Eukaryota; Metazoa; Chordata; Mammalia; Afrosoricida; Chrysochloridae
Product: olfactory receptor 4F15-like
Exons: 1
Coding region: 23-952 (309 amino acids)
Biological process (GO): G protein-coupled receptor signaling pathway
Cellular component (GO): membrane
Molecular function (GO): olfactory receptor activity; G protein-coupled receptor activity
Source: RefSeq, a predicted model, not a curated record
GUGUCUGAGGCAAUUGAAUGGAAUGAACCACUCUGUAGUAACAGAGUUUGUUUUCCUGGGACUCACCAAUUUAUGGGAGAUUCAGCUUCCCCUUUUUGUUUUUUCCUUUUUGUUCUACUCUGCAAGCAUGAUGGGAAACUUUAUCAUUGUGUUCACGGUAACAUUCGAUGAUAAUCUGCAUUCCCCCAUGUAUUUCCUCCUGGCUAACCUGUCUAUCAUUGAUAUGGUAUUUUGCUCAAUAACAGCCCCUAAAAUGAUUUGCGAUAUUUUCAAAAGGCACAAGGCCAUCUCCUUUUGGGGAUGUAUUACCCAGAUCUUCUUUAGUCAUGCUGUUGGGGGCACUGAGAUGGUGUUGCUCAUAACCAUGGCCUUUGACAGGUAUGUAGCCAUAUGUAAGCCUCUCCACUAUCUGACCAUUAUGAGCCCACGAAUGUGUCUGUUUUUUUUAAUCACUUCCUGGAUCAUUGGCUUUAUUCAUUCAGCGGUUCAACUAGUUUUUGUGAUAGAUUUGCCCUUUUGUGGUCCUAAUAUAUUGGACAGUUUUUACUGUGACCUUCCCCGGCUCCUCAGACUAGCCUGUACAGACACUCAUGGAUUAGAGUUCAUGGUCAACAUCAAUAGUGGACUCAUUUCUGUGGGCUCCUUUGUCUUAUUGGUUAUUUCCUAUAUCUUCAUUCUGUUCACUGUUUGGAAACAUUCUUCAAGUGGUUCAGCCAAGGCCCUUUCUACUCUAUCAGCUCACAUAACUGUGGUGGUCUUGUUCUUUGGACCAUUAAUGUUUUUCUAUACAUGGCCUUCUCCAACAUCACACUUGGAUAAGUAUCUUGCUAUUUUUGAUGCAGUUCUCACACCUUUUCUGAAUCCAGUCAUCUAUACACUCAGAAACAAAGAAAUGAAAGUGUCAAUGAAGAGAGUGCACAGUUGGCUUGCCAAUUACAGAAAGAUUUCAUAA